This is a messenger RNA of Closterium sp. Yama58-4, 2220 nucleotides long. The record is from the annotation of a GenBank genome assembly. Lineage: Eukaryota; Viridiplantae; Streptophyta; Zygnematophyceae; Desmidiales; Closteriaceae.
AUGGCGUCUUCUGCCACGCUGUUGGUUCAGCCCGCGUCAACUUUCGCGACGUUCGCUGCUGUUUCGCAGCAAUGUCCUCCGACUAGCGUAUCUCUCCGUCGCAAUGGGUUCGUGCGGGUUACUAGCCACGGGCCUUCGUCGAGGCAAGCCGUGGAGACAACGCGUAGCUCACCAUUGUCAUACGUGACUACAUCGAAGUCGCACAAACGAACGGCUCGACUUGCGAUCACUGCAGCGGCGGCAGAGGCGGGAGAUGCGGCGAUCGACGAGGAGGCCGAGAUCAAGAACGAGAAGGUGCUGGUGCUCGGAGGGAGUGGGUUCGUGGGCUCCGCUGUGGCAAAGGCAGCGGCUGACAGAGGCAUUGACGUGGUCAGCCUGAGCAGGUCUGGCCGAUCCUCCAUCUCCAACGAGACGUGGGCGAACAGUGUGAUAUGGGAGACUGGUGACGUGUUCUCUGCCAACUGGCCCGUACUUCUGAAGGAUGUGACUGUAGUGGUGUCCUGCAUUGGGGGAUUCGGCACAGACGAGCAGAUGGAACGGAUCAACGGAGAUGCUACAGUGGUUGCGGUGGACGCUGCUAAAGACUCUGGCGUGCGCAAGUUUGUGUUUGUGUCGGUGCAUGAUUACAACCUGCCCGACUUUGCCAAGGAGAAUGGAUACUUCAAUGGCAAGAAAAGAGCAGAGACUGCGGUUCUUGACGCCUUUCCCAAUACAGGAGUUGUGUUGCGGCCUGGAUUUAUCUAUGGGAAACGCCGGGUAACCGGGGGUGUGGAGGUUCCGCUUGAUCUGAUUGGCCAGCCAUUGGAGAAGCUGCUCUCAGCCACCAAGGAUAUUACAAAGCUGCUUUCCCCUUUGCCAGCCUCUGACCUGCUUCUAGCGCCGCCUGUAGAUGUUGCUGAUCUUGCAUCUGUAGCGGUGCGAGCCGUUGUCGAUGACUCAAUUGCAGGGGUAGCAGGUGCUGCUUUGCUGUCAUUCGUUGAGAACCGAAUAUGGCCCGGAAAAAGAUCCGAGACCGGAAUCGAUCUGACUAUCAACUCCGUCCAGAUCACAUCGGAGACGGAUUUCGCGAAGCUCGCGAACGAGCAGCCAUGGAUGAACAGCACGCGCAUGGUGGUGAAGCCGGACAUGCUGUUCGGCAAGCGAGGCAAGAGCGGCCUGGUGGCUCUCGACCUGGACUUCGCAGGAGUGGAGGCAUUCGUUAAGAGCAAGCUCGGCAAGGAGGUGGAGAUGGGACAAUCCAAGGGACCCAUCACGACGUUCAUAGUGGAGCCGUUCAUCCCGCACAAGGAGGAGUACUACCUCUCCAUCACCUCCAAGCGCCUGGGCUGCGACGUGAGCUUCUCUGAGUGCGGCGGCGUCAACAUCGAGGAGAACUGGGACAAGGUGAAGACCAUCUUCGUGCCCACAGAGUCCGAGCUCACAUCAGAGCUCUGUGCGCCGCUCAUUGCCACCCUGCCGCUCGAGGUGCGAGAGAACAUGGAGAAGUUCAUCAAAGGCGUGUUCGCUGUCUUCAAAGACCUGGACUUCACGCUGAUCGAAAUGAACCCCUUCAUUGUGGUCAACGGGGAGCCCUUUCCUCUCGACAUGCGCGGGGAGCUUGACGACACGGCACAGUUCAAGCACUUCCAGAAGUGGGGAGACGUGGAGUUCCCUCUCCCCUUUGGCCGCACCAUGACACCAUCAGAGGAGAGGAUUCACGAGAUGGAUGAGAAGACGGGGGCCUCGCUCAAGCUGACCAUUCUGAACCCCAAGGGGCGGAUCUGGACCAUGGUGGCAGGAGGAGGGGCGUCCGUCAUCUAUGCUGACACUGUUGGUGACUUGGGCUACGCACAGGAGCUGGGCAACUAUGCGGAGUACAGUGGAGCGCCAAAUGAGGAGGAGACGCUGCAGUAUGCUCGUAUCUUGAUUGACUGCGCCACAGCCAAUCCCGAUGGCCGUCCACGAGCGCUGCUGAUUGGUGGAGGCAUCGCCAACUUCACAGACGUGGCCAAGACGUUUUCCGGCAUCAUUCGGGCACUCCGAGAGAAGGAGCGGCAGAUCAAGGAUGCCAAGGUGCGCAUAUUCGUACGCCGUGGAGGGCCCAACUACCUCAAGGGGCUUGAGAAGAUGCGCGAGCUUGGCGCUGAGAUUGGCAUUCCCAUCCAGGUGUAUGGUCCUGAAGCCAGCAUGACCUGCAUUUGCAAGGAAGCGAUUGAUUAUGUGGCCUCUGCUGCUGCCUGA